CGGCUUCAGCCCUCGCCUUCUACAACCGUCUUUUCCCAACUUCUCGCUCUUAGCUUUCGCGUGGCGUCCGCCUCCUCCGUGCGCUUCGCCUCCCUCCUCUUACUCCGACGCCAGAAUCAUGAAGGUCGCCAGUGGCAGUGCCGCGGCCGCCGCGGGCCCCAGUUGCGCGCUGAAGGCCGGCAAGACGGCGGGCGGCGCGGGCGAGGUGAUGCGCUGUCUGUCCGAGCAGAGCGUGGCCAUCUCGCGCUGCGCUGGGGGCGCUGGGGCGCGCCUGCCGGCCCUGCUCGACGAGCAGCAGGUGAACGUCCUGCUCUACGACAUGAAUGGCUGCUACUCGCGCCUCAAGGAGCUGGUGCCCACCCUGCCCCAGAACCGCAAGGUGAGCCGGGUGGAGAUCCUCCAGCACGUCAUCGACUACAUCUGGGACCUGGAGUUGGAGCUGAACUCAGAAUCCCAAGUCGGGACCCCCGGAGGCCGGGGUCUCCCUGCCCGGGCUCCGCUCAGUACCCUCAACGGCGAGAUCAGCGCCCUGGCGGCCGAGGCGGCAUGUGUCCCGGCGGACGAUCGCAUCUUAUGUCGCUGAAGCGCCUCUCUCCUGGAUUGGCGGACCCCAGCCCUCCAGGGGGGCGAGAAGAAUCCAUGCUCUUUUGAUCCUGCAGAGCGCCUUUGCCAGAGCUGGGGAGGCACAAGAUUGAGAUCAGCGACUGUGGGGCGCUUGCUGGAUCCAGCCCAGGGCCAGGGGACUGAGGAGAGCAGGCAGGCUGACCCUCCCUCUGCACCUACCAGCCACCAGAGACUUGGGGGACCCCCAGUGUGUUUCUAUUUUUUGAAAAGCAGACAUUUUAAAAAAUGGUCACGUUUGGUGCUUCUCAGAUUUCUGAGGAAAUUAAUUGCUUUGUAUUGUAUAUUACAAUGAUCACCAAGAAUAUUGUUUUACAAUAGUUCUGUGGGGUGGUUUUUUUUUGUUGUUGUUGUUGUUGUUAUUAAACAAAUACUUUAGACUGCGGUAAA
Messenger RNA from Mustela lutreola (European mink), 1011 nucleotides. It is a transcript of the gene ID1, whose product is annotated as inhibitor of DNA binding 1. The record is from RefSeq and is a predicted model, not a curated record. Bases 119 to 583 code for a protein of 154 amino acids. Gene Ontology annotation, molecular function: transcription regulator activity; protein dimerization activity. Gene Ontology annotation, biological process: negative regulation of transcription by RNA polymerase II; cell differentiation; circadian regulation of gene expression. Gene Ontology annotation, cellular component: nucleus; cytoplasm. The transcript is spliced from 2 exons. Lineage: Eukaryota; Metazoa; Chordata; Mammalia; Carnivora; Mustelidae.